Messenger RNA from Pyricularia oryzae 70-15, 1753 nucleotides. RefSeq lists its product as uncharacterized. The coding region runs from base 311 to 847 and encodes 178 amino acids. The record is from RefSeq and is a predicted model, not a curated record. Lineage: Eukaryota; Fungi; Ascomycota; Sordariomycetes; Magnaporthales; Pyriculariaceae. The transcript has 2 exons.
ACAACAGGGUCAAGGGUCCAUUUCAGAGGAUGACACUCUUGCGAACAAAGAACUUCUUCAACUUUUACUUAUGCGUAAAAAAAAGGGACAAAAGAAGAAAUUCGCCAAGAGAUCAGACACCGCCACAUAGCCUCACAAACAUCGACGACCCUGAGAGCGUGCUUCUCAACCACCAAGGCGACAGUCUCUGCUCCCACUGGCAACCUGUUAGUUUGCUGCUGUAAUCAACGGUUCAACACUAGACGCGUCGGUCUGUGUUGGUUUACCACAUCCUCCUUUUUGCCCUUUACGUUUGCGCUUUCGACCAGUCAUGGACUCUGGUGACGAUAUUCUAGACUACCUGGCUUCUCUGCUGCCGGCAGACUACAGGAACUUUAUCCUCCGACACAUCUUGCAGUCCAACACGCCCGUCCAGAUCGCCAAGCGCAAGUUCGUCUACCACGCCCGGAGAACUUUCGACGUCAUGUAUCCCUUCGUCCAGCCGCUCGUGAGCCGGUUCCUCGGCGCAUUGUACGACUCCCCAGACGUUGUCGUCAUAAUCUUCACACUCACCGUACUCUACCUGGCGUUCCAGGUCCUCAACUGGAUGCGCCGCGUGGUCAUGUUCUGGACGAGGAUGGUGGUGCGCGCCACCAUCCUCGCCUUCAUUGUCAGUUUACUAUCUAUGGCAUACCAGAGAGGGUUGGAACAGUCCAUGCGGGACGUAUUUGUCGUCGGUGGGAAGCUGUCUGGAUAUGUGGCCUGGGCCAAGGACAUCUGGCUUCGGGAGUAUGGUAACUACCAGGCUGCUGCUGCAAACGGAGAGGCACAGAGAGGUGCCUAUGCAAACGCGCGGAGUCAUCGUUAGGUCGGAACUCAGGUGAUGUCGGAGACAGACUCCAGCCUACUACCAUCAUGACGACAUGUCCUUACGCCAGUUGUUCAUUUGGGUAUGUGCGCCCUCCAGUAAACAUGCCACUUCUGUUCUACAUCAUUCUUCUCUUGGGUAUUAUCUUUCGUUUUUAUCGUUACUCUUCCGCCUCUUCAAACUCCUCGUCCUUUAGUUCCCUAGGCUCCUGGGCUUCGUGGAACUGUAUGCAAUCGUCGAUGUAGCUCAGGAUGGCGCCAACGCUGUCUUCGUCGGACGAGUCGAGCCUCAAAUAGCUGACCAUGCUGAACUGCUCGAUCAGAUUCGCCACGGCCUUGUUCAGCCGCCUGAAACUCGCACCGCGCAUCAGUACAUCUGUGUCCUGCGGCGGCCUCUGCUCUUCGUCGAAAUCUUCGUCUCCUGCGGCGGCUUGGUUCCCCUUGUUCGCGGGAUCGUCCUCCAGUAAUGAUACGUCGGGGUUGAUAAAUCGCUUCAGAUCUCUUUUGCGCACCUGGCCCUUGACCAAAUCCAUCUUGGAUAAUAUGUUGAUAUGUGGCACCUCGAGCAUUAUCAUGGCACUCAUGGCGCUCAACGUUCCGGCAAAGAACUUGGGGCGGUCGACGACGAAUGUGGCCUCGAGGAGGUAGGCGGCGCAUAGUCUUAUGUCGAGAGCACCGGAUUGUGUGAGGAAUUUGACGAGGGCCGGGAGGAUCGGGAUGUGCGUGUACAGCUCGAUCUGGCCCGGCAUGUCGAUAAUGAUGAGGUACUCUUCAGUCAGGGACUCGAGCGCCUCUGUCAGAAAGUCAAGGUUUUCCAUUAGGAACUCGAAGCAAUAUAUCAACCCGCCGUUCGGGCCCAAGCCCAUCUCCUCCAUGACAUCUUCGAGUGAAAUUAGGUCUUUGAUAU